Molecule: messenger RNA, 2568 nt
Organism: Seriola dumerili (greater amberjack)
Lineage: Eukaryota; Metazoa; Chordata; Actinopteri; Carangiformes; Carangidae
Gene: def6
Product: DEF6, guanine nucleotide exchange factor
Exons: 12
Coding region: 135-2057 (640 amino acids)
Cellular component (GO): cytoplasm; nucleus
Source: RefSeq, a predicted model, not a curated record
GCCAGCAGAAUGGUAAAGCCCCAUGCCUGUCUGACAGCAGCAACACUGUGUGGGUGUCUGCCUGUCACCCAGGGGCCCAUGUCAACAGCAGAGGGAAGAAGAAGAGACGUAGAAGAAGUAACACUGUUGCAGAAAUGGAUCUGCGAUCUGAGCUGCUCAAGUCCAUUUGGUACGGCUUCACAGCCCUGGAUCUGGAGAAGAGCGGUAAGGUGUCCAAGUCUCAGCUGAAGGUAUUGUCCCACAACCUGUGCACAGUCCUCUCUAUCCCACAUGACCCAGUUGCCUUGGAGGAGCACUUUAGGGAUGAUGAUGAUGGCCCAGUUUCCAGUCAGGGUUAUAUGCCUUAUCUCAACAAAUACAUCCUGGAUAAGGUUGUUGAAGGCUCUUUUAAUAAGGAAAACGUAGAUGAGCUCUGUUGGACUCUUACGGCGAAGAAAAACUACCAGACUGACAAAAACAGCAGCACUGUUCUGCCAGAGAAGGAUGCUUUUCGGCUCUGGUGCCUUUUUAAUUUUCUGUCUGAGGACAAAUACCCUCUGGUGAUGGUCCCUGAUGAGGUGGAGUACCUCCUCAAGAAGGUCUGCAUGGCUAUGAGUAUUGAGUUCAACUGUGUUGAAUUGGAGGACUUCUUCUCCCAGGACUCAGUGCAGCAGAGUGGCAUCACUGUUUGGGUUUUUCUGCAGAUGAUGAACACAGGAAAGCUAACCAAAGGAAUUGAUAAAAGCAUAGUCAGCAUGGCUAUAGAGGAAGUAUAUAGGGAGAUAGUUGGUGAUGUCCUCAAAGAGGGUUAUCUGUGGAAAAAAGGCCAGCUAAGGAGAAACUGGAAGGAGCGCUGGUUCACCUUAAGGCCAAGCAACUUGUCCUACUACACCGGGGAGGACCGCAAGGAGUGCCAGGGCAACAUAGCUCUGGAUGGGAACUGCUGCGUGGAGGAAGUAGACGAUGAUCAAAUAUUGUUUGGUCGUUCAAAAUGGAUCAAAAACGUCCUUUUCCCAGUGCUCCCAGACCGAGAUGGGAAGAGGUGCAUGUUUUGUCUUAAAACCCUCUCCAAGACUUAUGAAAUGAGCGCCUCAGACACCAAACAGAGACAGGAGUGGACUACAGCCAUUCAAACAGCUAUCAGGCUGCACGUGGAGGGGAAAACGUCCCUCCAUAAAGAUCUGAAGCUGAAGCGGCGCGAACAGCGUGAGCAGCGGGAGAAGAGACGGCAGGCCAAGGAGGAGGAGCUGCAGAGGCUGCGGGCCCUGCAGGAGGAACGGGAGCGUAAGCUGGCGGAGCUGGAGCUCCUGAAGGAGGCGCAGAAGCAGGCUCAGGCCCUCCUGGAGCAGGACGAGCAGAGGAGGCGCCAGCAGCAUGAGCAGCUCCAGCAGGCCCUGGAGGUCCAGCUGCGAGAGGCUGAGGAGGCCCGGGUCAGUAUGCAGGCAGAGAUGGCUCUGAAAGAGGAGGAAGCAGAGAGGCAGAGGAAGAGGAUCCAGGAGCUGGAGGAGAUGCAGAAGCGUUUGGAGGAGGCGCUGCAGCAGGAGAUCAAAGCCAGGCUGGACGAGGAGGCCUUCCGCUACGCUCAAGCAGGGUUACUGGCUGAGGAGGAGGAGAAGAUGAAGGCACUGAUGUCCCUGCAGGAAGAACAGGAGGAGUACAUCCUGAAGACACAGCGGGAGAAGCAGGAGCUGAAGCAGGAAAUGGAGGCCAAGUCUCGAGCCUUGGAUGAGGCACAGAGGCAGCUGGAGGAGGUUCGUGCCAACCGGCACAGGGUUGACCAGGAUGUCGUGGCUGCGCAGAGGAAACUUCGCCAAGCGAGCACCAACGUCAAACACUGGAACGUCCAGAUGAACAGACUGAUGCGACCAAUCGGACCAGGCGAGAAGAGACCGUCGUUAGGAAGCUCUUUCUCGUCCUUCCAGAUCCCGACGCAGAGAGAUCCCGGGCUGCGUCUCAGAAGGAGAUCAGGAUCAGAGGAUCAGGAUGAGGAGAGCAAAGAAAACGUUGAAAACAGAGCUGGGUGUGAUUUAGAAAAACGCCACUCCCAUGCCUCUAACGGAGACAUGGACAUCCCCUAAAAAACGUGAACCAGAGAGGCUGACCAGGUCAGGGCCAGAGGCGACCGUCUAAUAUGUGAACAAUAUGUGAAAACAGUGGGACAUCAACACCUAAAACUGAAUUUACAGUACUACCACUUUUUGUUAAAUGUUGAUUUUACUGACCUCAUUUCACAGACAGCAACAGCUUAAAAACAUGUUAGUGAGAAGUUGCGUUUGCAGGAUUCAUUGCUAAACUAAUGCUUUGACUGCAACCUGUGUGAGGCCGCCUCUGGACAUAAACGAUACCUCAGUGCAAAGAGAAUGAGCUGUAAGAGAAGCUGAAAGUACAAAGUUAGUCCGUGUUUAAAGGAAGCUCAUUUAUUUAGCUCUGUAAUAUAGGGAGAACGAUUUUUCAAUUUCACAUAUAUUUUGUGUCGUGUGGUGCAGCUUGACUUUUUGGUGAGAAAAGUUGGUUCAGUAUUAGAGUUUACUUCAAUUUCAGUCUAAAAGUAUCACUGCACACAAACAGGAAAGAGAAAGACAGAGAGAG